Molecule: messenger RNA, 1734 nt
Organism: Truncatella angustata
Lineage: Eukaryota; Fungi; Ascomycota; Sordariomycetes; Amphisphaeriales; Sporocadaceae
Product: AMP-binding enzyme
Exons: 5
Coding region: 1-1734 (577 amino acids)
Source: RefSeq, a predicted model, not a curated record
AUGUCUGUGGCUACAUCGCGCCUCAAGGGCCUGUUGGGACAUCUCACUUCAUCGGCGAAGACACCUCCGGCGGAGUACGAUCAUAAUCACCAUGUACACGAAUUGUCGCCAACAUUCUUCCUGGAGCGCGCAGCAGCGAUUGAACCCGAUGCCCCGGCUAUCUAUCAUGUAACGUCCAACAAUCAGAUACUGAGACGAUCGUACAUAGAAUUCGCCGAUCGGGCGCGAGGACUCGCUUACUACCUUUUGAAAAAUCGGUUCAAGCGCGUUGGCAUCCUGGCCACAAAUACGCCUGCUUUCCUCGAGUCCAUCUUCGGUGUUGCUGCAGCUGGUGCCGUACUUGUGCCAGUCAAUUAUCGAUUGAAGCCGGAUGACAUAACCUAUAUCUUGGAUUUUGCGGAAGUGGAUUCCAUUAUCGUCGACCAAGAGUAUAUCUCUCUACUAGAUGAAUUCAAGAAGGCGCACCCAGGGGUGAAAAUUAUCAUUGACACUGAUACGGAUGCAACUGAAGGUCAGCUGUGCGGGCCUUUUGAUGAGACAAUCCUUGAGGGUCUACAGUAUGACAAAACGCAAGGCAACAAGGGCUGGGUAGGCUUGCACUCACAAUGCUCGAAUGAAGAUGACAUGCUCGCAAUUCCGUUCACUUCAGGCACAACCUCAAGGCCGAAGGGAGUGAUAUACACCCAUAGGGGAGCGUAUCUGGCAAGCAUGGGAAAUGUGAUAGAGUCUGGUUUGAACUACCACAAUGGCAGAUGUAGGUAUCUGUGGACAUUGCCUCUAUUUCAUGCCAUGGGUUGGACGUUUCCCUGGGCAAUAACAGCUGUUAGGGGCACGCAUUAUUGUUUGAGGAAGAUUGACUACUCACUGAUAUGGAGGUUACUCAAGGAAGAGCGUAUUACCCAUUUCAACGCAGCGCCUACUGUCAAUACCCUCCUAUGUGCAUCCAAAGAAGCCGAAAAACUACCGGAGCCAGUACGAGUAACAGUUGCGGCUAGCCCGCCGACAGCUCAUCUUUUUGAGCAAAUGAUGAACCUGAACCUUCACCCUGUUCACGUCUAUGGCUUGACUGAGACCUAUGGACCAGCUACCAAGGGGUAUCACAUGCCCGAAUGGGAUAUAUUGCCGUCAGCACAGAAAUUCGCAAAGAUGGCACUCCAAGGUCAUGGUUUCGUGACCAGUCUACCGAUCAGAAUUAUCAAGCCGGAUCAGCCAGACGGGGUUCUCAUCGAUGUUGCCAAAGACGGUAGAGAAAUUGGAGAGAUCGUCUUCACAGGCAACAUUUGUGCGAAAGGCUACUACAAGGAUGCGGAGGCUACACGAAAACUUUUCCUCGGUGGUGUUCUACACUCUGGCGACUUGGCAGUCUGGCAUCCUGACGGCAGUGCACAGAUCCAAGAUCGCGCCAAAGACAUCAUAAUUUCAGGUGGCGAAAACAUAUCCUCGGUGGCUUUAGAGAGCAUGCUGGUACAGCAUCCGGAUGUGCUGGAGGCAGGAGUUGUGGCCGUGCCUGACUCGCACUGGGGUGAGCGGCCUAAAGCAUACCUUACUGUCAAAGAAGGCAAGACUUUGAAGGCAGAGGAUAUGAUCGACUGGGCAAAGCAUCAAAGUACUAUUAGUAAGUUUAUGGUGCCAAGAGAAGUUGAGGUUGUCGACGAGCUUCCGAAGACAAGCACUGGAAAGAUUCAGAAGAACGUGCUCAGAGAAUGGUCAAAGAAGGGGAAACCCCAGGCUUAA